UAACCAGACGGGUAGACCACAUCUGAGAAUAGAUUUGAACGUCUUCAUCAUGCGACUCUUCAUUCUCAGUCUUCUCGUGUGUAUCCACACAUUACUCGCUGAAUCCAAUGCCAGCAAGACAUACAUGCUUCAUUUACGUUGGCUUCCAACACACUGUCUCAACAGAUAUUGUACUGUCCCGAAGAAUAUGACUAUGGACAUUUCGAGAUUGAGAACAUCACCUCACUUUGACUGGACUGAUUUCGCAUGCACACGUCGUCUAAACUCCUCCGACAAGGAUAUUAAAAGAAUACCUGAUCUGAAUACUUAUUGGACUAAUCCAACUAAUGAACCUUUUGCACACUAUGGGGUUUACUAUACUUAUGGAUCUUGUGCAGUUGUGGAUGAAUCUGGAUCCAGUUUAAUUCUCUACAUCAAUCACAGCAUUAAUCUCUACAAAAAACUCAUGACACCAAAAAACGUUAAAAAGCUCCAUAGAUUAUUACAGACGAAGGUUCACUCGACUGCAAAAAUGGAAAAAAACCUGUUGAAAAUAUUCGGUGUACAACCCAAGUUGAUCUGUGCUCGGAGUAAGGUUGGGAGUGUUUACUUACACGAAUUGGUAUUCUGUUUCAAUGAAGCGUCAUCACUCGUCAACUGUCCAUCAGAAUACGCUAGCCAUCUAGAGAAAUUUAUACCUGAUGAGUAUGUGAAAGAUAAGAAAUUACUUCGUGGGGAAAUUGAGUCUCAAAUCUUGUGUCCAGCCAAGUUCAUCAUUCCCAAGUACAAAAUACUUGGAGACGCCAAAAAAUACACACGUUCCAUCCACGUCGAUCCUAAAGGGAAUUAAUUAUGAUGAAGAUGAUGAGAAUGAAUUCGAUGAAGAUUAUCAUCAUUGUGAGUAGUAUUGAACUUUUGUUAGUCUAUAAAUAUGGGAAUCAUAAUAAGGAUGAUAAUGUACCGCUUACUUUUCAUUUGAUAUACUCACUUCUUGUAAUGUAGUCUCUAACAAAUAAAAUAUUUCUUACUUUUCAA
This is a messenger RNA of Trichobilharzia szidati, 1014 nucleotides long. The record is from the annotation of a GenBank genome assembly. NCBI's taxonomy places the organism in Eukaryota, Metazoa, Platyhelminthes, Trematoda, Strigeidida, Schistosomatidae.